AUGGAGGACAUGAAAGAAGCAACACUGCGAGGAGCAUCUAGUAAAACUCCAUCUGACAUAUAUGAAACUGUCUAUAAUGAACAACGUGGGAGUCUUAACAAACGUCGUCGCAAAGCUUCUCACACUCACAAGAGUUUGGAUGAUUUAAGGGAAAAAGAAAUACAAUUGUUGAAUGGAAGAAUUGAGUCUCUACAGACAGAAAACAUGCUACAGAGAAGAGAAACACGUCGGCUUACUGAUCUAAUUAAUAGUUUUUUUUCUAAACAUUAUCCUUCCAUGGUUGUACCAGAUGUAUCAGAUGAUGAAAUGGAGGAUGAUGCAGAGGUCAGUAGGCGAGAUGAGGAUCUUGACGUGGAAGGUCAAAAUGAUGAGGAUGACUAUGAUGACCUAGAGGAUGAAAACUACAUCCGUGACCAUCCUGAUAUGGAGGAUCGAAAUGUGGAAGGUGUCAUGGAUGAUGAAUGA
This is a messenger RNA of Papaver somniferum (opium poppy), 465 nucleotides long. Its product is annotated as acidic leucine-rich nuclear phosphoprotein 32 family member B-like. Lineage: Eukaryota; Viridiplantae; Streptophyta; Magnoliopsida; Ranunculales; Papaveraceae. Bases 1 to 465 code for a protein of 154 amino acids. The transcript has a single exon. The record is from RefSeq and is a predicted model, not a curated record.